Frieseomelitta varia is the source of this 1294-nucleotide messenger RNA. RefSeq names its product heparan sulfate glucosamine 3-O-sulfotransferase 5 (gene Hs3st-A). The transcript is spliced from 3 exons. The record is from RefSeq and is a predicted model, not a curated record. Bases 37 to 1224 code for a protein of 395 amino acids. Gene Ontology annotation, molecular function: [heparan sulfate]-glucosamine 3-sulfotransferase activity. Lineage: Eukaryota; Metazoa; Arthropoda; Insecta; Hymenoptera; Apidae.
GAAUCCUCAAGGAUGUGAACGAGCAAAGGAGCGCAAAUGCCCAACAAGGCACGGCCUCGUCGAGAGUGGUCUCCCCAGUCCCCCAUAGAUGUAUUGUGGAUGUCCCGCUCUGCCAUGAGGCCGGCCGAGGGCGAUACGUCGGACUGCAUCCUGGUGGUUGGCAUAUCCAGACCAAAGAUGGCCGCCGCCUUCCUCACGGUGGUCCUGCUCUCUCUCUUUCUCACCUUCCACAUUCUGUACGACAGCGCGGUGUACAGUCUUCACGCGGCCUCCGCGGUCGAGGGCCGCGCGGUCCAGCUGGUCUCGCAGGUCCGCGCCACGCCGCCGUUGCUCUUCUCCAGCAAGGUUCACUUCCCGCGUACCAGCCGGCAUCUACCUCAGGCGAUCAUCAUCGGGGUGCGUAAAUGCGGGACCAGAGCGCUCCUCGAGAUGCUGUUCCUCCACCCGCAGAUCCAGAAGGCCGCCGGCGAGGUUCAUUUCUUCGACCGGGACGACAAUUACGGGAAAGGCCUCGAGUGGUAUCGACGGAAGAUGCCUUAUUCAUUCAGGGGCCAGAUCACCAUCGAGAAGAGUCCCAGCUACUUCGUCACGCCAGAGGUGCCCGAGAGAAUUCGCGCGAUGAACGCCAGCGUGAAGCUGCUGUUGAUUGUGCGCGAGCCGGUGACCAGAGCGAUAUCCGACUACACUCAGCUGCGAACGCACGCGGCCACUGCCUCCACCUUAACAAACGGAACACCGCGAAGCAUCCAACAACAACAACAACAACAGCAACAACAGCAACAGCAACAACAACAACAGACGUCGCGUAGCUUCGAGGAGCUGGUGAUACGUCCAGACGGCAGCAUCAACGAGUCGUACAGGCCAGUGGCCAUCUCGCUGUACCACACGUACAUGCACAGAUGGCUGGAGGUGUUCUCCAGGGAGCAGAUCCUCAUCGUGAACGGCGACCAACUGAUCGAGGACCCGGUGCCGCAGCUGCGCAGGAUCGAGAUGUUCCUCGGUCUCGAGCCGCGUAUCGGUAGGCACAACUUCUACUUCAAUCACACGAAGGGCUUCUACUGCCUGCGCAACGAGACCUCGGAGAAAUGCCUGAAGGAGAGCAAGGGCAGGCGGCAUCCGCGCGUCAGCCCGCUGGUGGUCACCAAGCUGAGGAGGUUCUUCAACGAACACAAUCAACGAUUCUACGAGCUGGUGGGCGAGGAUCUCGGCUGGCCUGAGGAAUAACCGUCGUAGAUGGGCGUCGUUCGAUCGCCUGGAUGCGCUCGGCCACGCGUUUCGGCCAUUUCGAGAUUCU